Tetranychus urticae (two-spotted spider mite) is the source of this 1203-nucleotide messenger RNA. Its product is annotated as transcription factor ovo-like homolog lin-48. The record is from RefSeq and is a predicted model, not a curated record. NCBI's taxonomy places the organism in Eukaryota, Metazoa, Arthropoda, Arachnida, Trombidiformes, Tetranychidae. Gene Ontology annotation, molecular function: RNA polymerase II cis-regulatory region sequence-specific DNA binding; DNA-binding transcription factor activity, RNA polymerase II-specific. Gene Ontology annotation, cellular component: nucleus. Gene Ontology annotation, biological process: epidermal cell differentiation; regulation of transcription by RNA polymerase II.
AACUUGAAAAAAGUUAAGUUAAUAUUUAGUUCUGUCUCUUAAGACAUAAAAAGUACUUGGUUGCCUAACAAUGCCGAGAGUAUUUUUAAUUAAAAGACUGAAUCUCAAAGAGUCUAACCACCAGUCACAGUGGAGUCCAGUUACUCCACCACCAAGUCCUGAGGACGAUGUGAAAGACGAUCACCGAAAGAGUGCAAGCACAAGUUGGUUAUCAACUUCAGCAUCUCCUGAGCCAAUGUCACCGACAUGUGUCGAUGAAACUCUAUCAAAUGAGUCCAAUUCACAAUGUGCUAUUGAAAAUUCACCUUCUCCUUCGUCUUCAUCCGCAUCGUCAGUAUCUUCAACUACGGCCUCAAUUUGUCAACGAGUACCUGUAAUAAAAAACUUAAAUCAAAGCGAUGGCCCUCUUAACUUGAAAGUAUCAUCUCAACCAAGAAUUACCGUAACUGACAAAAUGUAUCAAGAGUCAAUUGAAAGAUCUCGUAGUGAAUCUAAUGGUGAGAUUGAACCAUCUCUUCCCCCAACAGUUCAACUUCUUGCUCAAAGACUAGGAAUUUCUCUUCACAUGUUUAAUUCUAUUGAUUUCGUCAAUGGAGGACAUGGAAUCAAGAAUCCUUUACUUUUUAAUGGCAAUGCUGCUAAAGUUCAGCCAGUUAUUCAACCAAGUGCGGAUGAUCCAAUGAAGUGUCCAAUAUGUGAAAAACGAUUUACUUUAACUCGCUUACUCAAUCGCCACCUUAAAUGUCAUUCAGACAUCAAAUGUUAUUUAUGCACAUUUUGUGGUAAAGGCUUUAAUGACACCUUUGAUCUUAAAAGGCACACCAGAACUCAUACAGGUGUUCGUCCAUACAAAUGUGACCAUUGUGAUAAAUCAUUCACUCAAAGAUGCUCUCUCGAAUCUCAUACUCUUAAAGUCCAUGGUAUUUCGCACACAUAUGCAUAUAAAGAAAGGAGGACAAAAAUUUACGUUUGCGAGGAGUGUGGAAACACUACCAAUGAACCGGAAUCACAUUAUCUCCAUCUUAAACAGAAUCAUCCUUAUUCGCCUGCUUUGACAAAAUUUUACGACAAAAGACUUUUCAAAUUUAAUGAUUCCAAUUUUCCUUUUGCUGAAUGAAAAUAUCAAUUCCUCGACCAUGAUUGCUAAAAUAAGUUGGCAGAUAUGAAUGUUGCAUCUUUUGACCGCUGAUAUCUGCGUGUCCU